Molecule: messenger RNA, 851 nt
Organism: Oryza brachyantha (malo sina)
Lineage: Eukaryota; Viridiplantae; Streptophyta; Magnoliopsida; Poales; Poaceae
Exons: 1
Coding region: 279-587 (102 amino acids)
Source: RefSeq, a predicted model, not a curated record
AAAAAGGCAGCAACCGCCACGAAACCCACGCGAAACACACAACACCACACCAGCCAGCCAAAGCCUACCCCAGCCAGCUCUUCCUCCCUCCCUCCACGACCACGACCACGACCAUAUAUAACCCGCCUCCACCCCCGCUUCCCUCUUCCUCAGGAGAAAGCUGCUUGCCAUCCCGAUUCCCGCCGCCGCGCCGCCUCCUUCCUUCCCUUCCUUCCUCGGAGCUCGGAGAAAAAAAAGGAAAGGAGAUCGACAGCGAGAUUCUAGGGCGCCGGUUCGAGAUGUCGCGGUACGUGGAGAUGCUGGACAUGGGGGUGCGGAUCGCCGCGAGGUUCCACUCCCACUGCCCGCAGACGGCGCGGAUGUACUACAAGCCGCCGCAGACGACGACGACGUCGGAUGGCCGCCGCGGGGACGGCGGCAGGGCGGCGGCCGGCUUCGGACUCGAGGCGGUGUCCGCGAUGGCGGCGCGGCCGUUCUCGGCGGCGGCGGCGGCGGCGGGGGAGCCCGGCUUCUGCGCCACAGCGCCGUCGGGGUUUGACUUCGAGUUCGACACCGCGCAGGCCGUCGUCUACGAAGUGGCCGUGUGAGCAGGGAAGGAAGACGUCGAUGGCUCGGGGAGGAUUUUCUCCAGCAGCAAAAUUUUGACACAGAGAUAAAGUUAAUUGUGUAGAACAAUCCAAUUCUUUUGUUUGAAUUUGAGAGAACGUUGCUUGAAACUUCUCCAAUUCUGACGUAUAUACAAAAACUGUUCCACAUCAGCAAGUUUGAAAUUGUCUUUGAAGUUCUACCUUUCCUCUUAGGCUCUUAGCAAACAAUUAUAAGAAAGAGCUGGGCAAUGGAAAUGAAGAGAA